Molecule: messenger RNA, 1396 nt
Organism: Neoarius graeffei (lesser salmon catfish)
Lineage: Eukaryota; Metazoa; Chordata; Actinopteri; Siluriformes; Ariidae
Product: tropomyosin-like
Exons: 11
Coding region: 1-1380 (459 amino acids)
Biological process (GO): regulation of DNA-templated transcription
Source: RefSeq, a predicted model, not a curated record
AUGAUGGAGUCUCCGCCUCCACUGGAGAAACAGCGGCCUUUGAGAGCAGAGCUUCCCCCGACGGUCUGCCAGGCUGAAGCUGAGGAGAAUCACCAGAAGGCUGUGAAGACCAUUGAUCAACUGGAGACCGAGAAGUCCGACCUUAAGGACAAAGCAAAGAUGCUGCGAAACAUGGUGCAGGACAUACAGAACCUGCUGUCUAUGGCUAAGUGGGAGUAUGAUGAUCGAAAACGUGCAUGUGAGCAAGAACAGAAGGCUUACAGCAUCCUCCAAGCAGAGAACAAGGAGAUGAAGAAGACUCUGAUUCUCCAAGAGGAAUUACUGAAGGUCUGCCAGGCUGAAGCUGAGGAGAAUCACAAGGAGGCAAUGGGGACCAUUGAUCAGCUGGAAGCCGAGAAGUCCAAACUUACAUACAAAGCAAAGAUGAUGCGAGACAUAGUGCAGGACAUGGGGAACUUGCUGUCUAUGACUAACAGGGAGUGUUAUAAUCAAACAAGUGAGUGUGAACGAGAACGGGAGGUUUACAGCAUCCUCCAAGCAGAGAACGAAGAGAUGAAGAAGGCUCUGAUUCACCAGGAGGAAUUAAUGAAGGUCUGCCAGGCUGAAGCUGAGGAGAAUCACAGGAAGGCUGUGGAGACCAUUGAUCAGCUGGGGGCCGAGAAGUCCGACCUUACGGACAAAGUGAAGAGGCUGCGAGACAUCGUGCAGGACAUGGGGAACCUGCUGUCUGUGACUAAAAGGGAGUGUGAUGAUCGAACAAGUGAGUGUGAGCGAGAAUGGGAGGCUUACAGCAUCCUUCAAGCAGAGAACAAGGAGAUGAAGAAGGCUCUGAUUCACCAGGAGGAAUUAAUAAAGGUCUGCCAGGCUGAAGCUGAGGAGAAUCACAAGAAGGCUGUGGAGACCAUUGAUCAGUUGGAGGCUGAGAAGUCUGACCUUACAGACAAAGUAAAGACGCUGCGAGACAUAGUGCAGGACAUGGGGAACCUGCUGUCUACAACUAACAGGGAAUUUGAUGAUCUAACAAGCGAGUGUGAACGAGAACGGGAGGCUUACAGCAUCCUCCAAGCAGAGAACGAAGAGAUGAAGAAGACUCUGAUUCACCAGGAGGAAUUAAUGAAGUUUCAGGUCUGCCAGGCUGAAGCUGAGGAGAAUCACAAGAAGGCAAUGGAGACCAUUGAUCAGCUGGAGGCUGAGAAGUCCAAGCUUAUAUCCGAAGCAAAGAUGCUGCGAGACAUAGUGCAGGACAUGGAGAACCUGCUGUCUAUGACCAACAGGGAGUGUGAUGAUCGAAGAAAUGAGUGUGAGCGAGAGGCUCACAGAGUCCUCCAGGCGAAGUGCAAUGAGAUGAAGAAGAAGAGGGGUGGGGUUUUGAAAAUCUGAAUGUGAAAUGAAUAAA